AUGGCCAAGUCGUCCCCGCUAUUGGAGGCUGUACAUCAAUUCUGCUGCACUACCACGCUGCACGGUUUCAAAUAUCUGUUCUCGAAGUUUCUCUCCGAUCGAAUCGGUUGGCUGCUGUGCUGCUGCGCCAGCGCUUGCUGCGCUGGCUUGCUGUGCGAUGUGCUGUGGGAGCGUUUCACGGAAGUGCCGGCCCUGAUAACUCUGCGGGACUUGCGCGCCGACCGCAGCAUUCUGCGCCUGUCCAACAUCGCCUUCUGCCAAUCGGCGCGCCACGUCGCGCACUUGUUCCAGCGAGAAUUGGUUACUGACACAGAGAUUAGAGCGAGGCUGCCGGCGAUACUGAGUCUCGUGUUGCGAAGGAAGGCGUUGAAGGAUAGUCAGGUGUUGGUUCUGGAGCGGGCACUUGCACUAAACAACUUGACGCUGCCGGAAGCCCUGUUCAAGCUGAUGCCAACGUGUGGCGUCAUCAUCCGGAAAUGCCGCUGGCUGUCCAUGACGCUGCCGUCCAGCGACAUCUUCGAUAAGGAGAUGACCCAGUGGGGAGUCUGCUGUGUUAUGCGCCCUAACCAAAACCUCCAAAUUUUCUUCCAGCUAUUCACUAGGUAUCCCGGCGAGGAUUGGGUGGAACCUAUUACCUUAACUCCUGGCUUCAACUACUUUGGCUCGCUGAUAUCCACCUCCAUAGAGGACAGUAACGUGGAGAGCUUGGUCAACAACAGGUGUGUUUACCGCGACCGCUACACGAAGAGUGGCUGUGAGAUAAAAUGCGCGGAGAACUAUUGCGGAUGCUCCGAUCCGUUGCAGACGAACGAUUUUGACUUGACGCCAUCGCUUCCCACGUGUUCCGCUGCCAAUCUCAACUGUUUGAGGACGUUCAAAUACGACAAUUUAAGCUGCAACUGCCUACCGUCGUGUAAAAAAGUUACCACCGAUCUAGCUUGGGAAUUCAGUCCUAUAAAUGCCUUCGAAUAUACUUACGACAAUAUCUAUUCCGGUUUAAAUGCAACUAUGGCGAUUGUAGUGCACCUGCAAGUGAGACUGGCCAACUCCAAGAAAUUCAUCGUCAAUGCCACCGAAACAUGGAUCACAUUAUUGUGUACG
Iphiclides podalirius (scarce swallowtail) is the source of this 1101-nucleotide messenger RNA. NCBI's taxonomy places the organism in Eukaryota, Metazoa, Arthropoda, Insecta, Lepidoptera, Papilionidae. The record is from the annotation of a GenBank genome assembly.